Molecule: messenger RNA, 2197 nt
Organism: Cyprinodon tularosa
Lineage: Eukaryota; Metazoa; Chordata; Actinopteri; Cyprinodontiformes; Cyprinodontidae
Gene: kcnj2a
Product: potassium inwardly rectifying channel subfamily J member 2a
Exons: 2
Coding region: 387-1670 (427 amino acids)
Biological process (GO): regulation of monoatomic ion transmembrane transport; potassium ion import across plasma membrane
Cellular component (GO): plasma membrane
Molecular function (GO): inward rectifier potassium channel activity
Source: RefSeq, a predicted model, not a curated record
CGCGAGCAACAUUAUCAGCAACGGUCCUCUAGAGACAUGAGGAACGUUUCAGCUCGUUAGGGCCAAAGUAAAUAACAGACGGAUAAACGGAGGCCACAGGAGCGUCUGGAUUACGCUUCAGACACUUUGAUCCCAGCCGGUUCAUAGAUGAGCAACAGCAAUUUUUAUUGAUGAGGUCCAGUCCACUGAUGAAAGAGGAGUGACCACUUCAUCCUCCUCCUGCUGCACUCUUGACCUGAGGCGUCCCUUCUGUCGCCUCACUUUGACACCAUUUCCUCCCUUAGUCGGUCCCUGGAAGUGUUUCAAAACUGUUUCUCCAACGCUUUUUCCAGAAACUCAGACUGUUUUCUAAAGCAGAAGCAGCACAGCCCUCCCAGACUGAGGUGAUGGGAAGUGUGCGAGCCAGCCGUUACAGCACAGUGUCAUCAGAAGAGGACAGCAUGAAGCUCGCCACCACGGGGGUACCAAAUGGCUACGGCAACGGCAAGGCAAAGGUGCACACGAGGCACCAGCCGCAUAGCCGUUUUGUGAAGAAAGAUGGUCACUGCAACGUGCAGUUCAUCAACGUGAGCGAGAAAGGUCAGCGCUACUUGGCUGACAUUUUCACUACCUGUGUGGACAUCCGCUGGAGGUGGAUGUUCAUCAUCUUCUGUCUCGCCUUCCUACUAUCAUGGUUGUUCUUUGGGUGCAUCUUCUGGCUGGUGGCCAUCUUUCACGGGGACUUGGAAAGUGGUAGCAAGAAGUGCAUCUCCAAUGUGAGCAGCUUCACUGCUGCCUUUCUUUUCUCUAUCGAGACUCAAACCACCAUUGGCUAUGGCUACAGAUAUGUGACAGAGGAAUGCCCUGUUGCAGUCUUUAUGGUGGUUUUUCAAAGCAUUGUUGGGUGCAUCAUUGAUGCUUUUAUCAUUGGUGCUGUCAUGGCAAAAAUGGCCAAACCCAAAAAGAGAAACGAAACUCUGGUGUUUAGCCAUAAUGCCACAGUAGCCAUAAGGGACAACAAGCUCUGCCUGAUGUGGCGUGUGGGCAACCUACGAAAGAGCCACCUUGUUGAGGCUCAUGUUCGAGCUCAGCUUCUAAAAUCCAGAACGACAGCCGAGGGGGAGUAUAUCCCUCUUGACCAAAUGGACAUAGAUGUGGGCUUCGACAGUGGAGUUGAUCGAAUCUUUCUGGUCACCCCGAUCACCAUUGUCCAUGAGAUCAAUGAGGACAGCCCCUUUUACAACAUGAGCAAGCAAGACCUGGAGAACUCAGAGUUUGAAAUUGUGGUGAUCCUAGAGGGUAUGGUGGAGGCAACGGCAAUGACCACUCAAUGCCGCAGUUCCUAUGUUGCAAACGAGAUCCUCUGGGGCCACCGCUUCGAGCCUGUCCUCUUUGAAGAAAAGAACUACUACAAGGUGGACUACUCUCGCUUCCACAAGACGUACGAAGUGCUAAACACACCCCUAUGCAGUGCCAGAGACUUGGCAGAGAAAAAAUACAUCCUGUCUAGCCCUAAUUCCUUCUGCUAUGAAAAUGAGAUGGCACUGGACAAAAAGGAGGACACAGAUGAGGGGAAUGGGGGCAGCGUUGGUCCCGAUGGCACACAGACAGACAGCAUCUCAGAGACAGAACACAGCCAAGCCAUGGUGCCGCUGGAGCCGCGGUCCUUGAGGCGAGAAUCAGAAAUAUAACGACUCAGAUUUUUCAUGAGCAAUUAAGAGAUUGAAAUCCCCUAUCUGCUCUGAAAGCUUGACAUGUCGUGUCAGGAACAAGGGGAAGUCAAGCGGUACAGCUGGUAAAAGCCGGAAAAGGUUCAAGACUCUAAGGCUCUGUCUUAAGUUUGACCGCACACAAUAUGAUGAAAUGCAGCACUAAGAAGGUGCUCAUUGCAAAACUUAUUCUCCUCCAAGAACUCCCCACUCUCUGCACUAAGUCUGCAAAGAGGAAGAGUUGUUGUAAUGACCUAAGAAGUAAAAAAGAAGGACCCCACAAAAGAACAAGGCGCUUUUUAAGUUUUCUUCUCAUUUUUUAAGUGCUGCUACAGAUUAGAGAACUUAGACACUUGUGUCUCUUUAAUUUUGACGCUAUUACCUAAAUCCAAAGAGCAGAGACAGUUGGAACAAAGAAGGUACAAAGCAUAGCAUUUGUUCAUGAGCUGGCCUCAGAGCAAGGAGAUAUCACAGAUUAGUCUCUGUAUGCAAUAAAAAAAAAUAAAAAA